Messenger RNA from Nicotiana attenuata, 690 nucleotides. RefSeq lists its product as uncharacterized. The transcript has a single exon. The coding region runs from base 1 to 690 and encodes 229 amino acids. The record is from RefSeq and is a predicted model, not a curated record. Lineage: Eukaryota; Viridiplantae; Streptophyta; Magnoliopsida; Solanales; Solanaceae.
AUGAGCAAAUAUGUGCGUCAAAACUGGAAUACUGUACCGGAGCCUGAAACCUACUAUCAUGAGGAGGGAUAUUAUGUUGUUAAAUUCAAAAACAUAGCUGAUAUGAAUGAAAUAUUGUAUGCAGGACCCUAUAGUAUUAACAACAGACCUAUGAUUUUAAAGCAAUGGACUCCAGACUUCGAUUGCAAUGCAGAGUUCCUCACAGAAUUGCCUCUAUGGGUUAAAUUCCCAUAUCUGCCCAUGAGCUGUUGGAGCAAGGACUCAUUAAGUAGGAUAGCCAGUGCUAUUGGUGUUCCUAAAUAUGUUGAUAAGUGUACCGCAAAACAGACUAGAAUAUCAUUUGCUCGAAUGCUCAUUGAAGUCAAUGUCACCAAAACCUUGCCAUCUAAAAUAACAGUGAUGGAUCCUUCAAGGAAAACAUUUCAGCAGGGAGUGAUAUUUGAAUGGAAACUUGAAUACUGUGAACGAUGUCUAAUGAUAGACCACAAUUGUGAUAAGCAAAGAAGGGAUAACUUGAAGACAGAGGACCAUAAGCAAACUAGACCAAUUGAGAGGAAGAAAAGACCUCAAAAAUUAGUUUCAACUUGGGUCCCAAAGGUAAAUACUCAUAAGUCGCCUUUACUGGUGAUCAGCAGGGCACUAGUUACGCAGGGGCUACCAAACAAGCACAACAAUAAGCAGAAACAAUGA